Fukomys damarensis (Damara mole-rat) is the source of this 630-nucleotide messenger RNA. Its product is annotated as antigen WC1.1. Gene Ontology annotation, cellular component: membrane. The transcript is spliced from 2 exons. The record is from RefSeq and is a predicted model, not a curated record. NCBI's taxonomy places the organism in Eukaryota, Metazoa, Chordata, Mammalia, Rodentia, Bathyergidae. The annotation marks the transcript as partial.
GAUUUGUGCGUCUGGCUGCAGGAGUCGGGCCCUGCUCAGGCCGAGUGGAAAUGAACCCUGGGGGAGGGUGGACUCCAGUGUCCGCUGCAAACUUCACGUUGCCCACCGCCCGGGUCAUCUGUGCAGAGCUGGGGUGUGGCAAGGCUGUGUCUGUCCGGGAGGACCUGUCCUUCAGAGUGGAAGCUGGACAGGUGUGGGCUGAACAGUUCCGGUGUGAGGGGCAGGAGCCCGAACUCUGGUUGUGCCCCAGAGUGCCCUGUGCUGGGGGCAGCUGCAGCCACACAGGGACAGUUCAGGUCGUCUGCUCAGAGCUCACCGAAGUCCGGCUCAGGAGCAGCGUCCCCUCUUCGUGUGCAGGGCAGGUGGAGAUGCGCAAAUCUGAGAACUGGAGAAUGCUCUGUGCCUCCCACUGGAGCGCGGCAAAUUCCCAAGUCGUGUGCCGCCAGGUGGGCUGCGGGGUCGCCCUCCCCACCCCAAAAGGAGCGCACUCUGCGGGAGGAGGAGGAGGUGAGAUCUGGCCAGACCGAUUCCACUGCUCGGGGGCCGAGUCCUUCCUGUGGAACUGCCCUGUGAGCGCCCUGGGCGUCCCUGCCUGCUCCCCUGGGAACGCGGCCAUGGUGGUCUGCUCAG